This is a messenger RNA of Arvicola amphibius (Eurasian water vole), 8535 nucleotides long. It is a transcript of the gene Bach2, whose product is annotated as BTB domain and CNC homolog 2. The transcript is spliced from 7 exons. Lineage: Eukaryota; Metazoa; Chordata; Mammalia; Rodentia; Cricetidae. The coding region runs from base 461 to 2962 and encodes 833 amino acids. Gene Ontology annotation, biological process: regulation of transcription by RNA polymerase II. The record is from RefSeq and is a predicted model, not a curated record. Gene Ontology annotation, molecular function: RNA polymerase II cis-regulatory region sequence-specific DNA binding; protein binding; DNA-binding transcription factor activity, RNA polymerase II-specific.
CCUGCCGCACGCGUCGCUCCCCUCCCCCUUCCCGGACUCGGGGGGCUGCGAGCGAGCUGCCAUGUGAUGCGCAUCCCCUCCGCCUGCUCUCGGUGACCCCAGGACCGCCCACCACGCCGGCGGCCAGGAGGGGGCUGCGGGCUGGGAAGACGCGGGCAAGACCGGCGCAGGAGAACGAAAGUUCCCGGGAAGCUGUCGGCUUCAGGAAGUGAGGGUACCAGAACAAGAAGGACCUUCAGGAGCUGCUUCACACUGUGACAUGUCUGAUCCCUUGUGCCCGUCACUGCAGCAUGAACAAGGUGGAUGCUCACUGAUCUGUCACAAGGUUGCCUCGCUGAGCGUUGGGGUCCAUGUCUGAAUGGAUCGCUGUAGCCUUCACAUCUCUGCCUCCGCCCCGUUCCCGGCAUCCUAAGACUCGAAGCCAGGACAGGACCUGGGGAAAUUAUAUGGUUUGAACGGCAUGUCUGUGGAUGAGAAGCCUGACUCCCCCAUGUAUGUGUAUGAGUCCACAGUCCACUGUGCCAACAUCCUCCUCGGCCUCAAUGACCAACGGAAAAAGGACAUCCUCUGUGAUGUGACUCUCAUCGUGGAGAGGAAGGAGUUCCGAGCCCACCGGGCCGUGCUGGCCGCGUGCAGCGAAUACUUCUGGCAAGCCCUGGUUGGACAGACAAAAGAUGACCUGGUGGUCAGCUUGCCUGAAGAGGUCACGGCCAGGGGCUUUGGGCCACUGCUCCAGUUUGCCUACACUGCCAAGCUGUUACUCAGCAGAGAGAACAUCCGCGAGGUCAUCCGCUGUGCUGAGUUCCUACGCAUGCACAAUUUGGAGGACUCCUGCUUCAGCUUCCUGCAGACACAGCUCCUGAACAGCGAGGAUGGCCUGUUUGUGUGCCGGAAGGACAGCGCGUGCCAGCGCCCCCAAGAGGAUCAUGGGAACUCUGCAGGAGAAGAGGAGGAGGAGGAAGAGACGAUGGACUCAGAGACAGCGAAGAUGGCUUGCCCCACAGACCCCAUCAGCUUUGAGGCCGCUGCCAUUCCCGUAGCAGAGAAGGAAGCCUUGCUACCUGAGUCUGAGGUACCCACAGACACCAAGGAAAACUUAGAAAAGGAUGCAUUGACACAGUACCCUAGAUACAAGAAGUACCAGCUUGCAUGUACCAAGAAUGUCUACAGUGCGUCCUCACACAGUACCUCAGGGUUUGCAAACACGUUCAGUGAAGACAGCCCAGGCAAUAGCCUCAAACCAGGGCUCUCCAGGGGACAGAUUAAGAGUGAGCCACCCAGUGAAGAGACCGAGGAGGAGAGCGUCACACUCUGCCUGUCUGGAGAUGAAACUGACAUCAAAGACAGACCAGGGGAUGUUGAGAUGGACCGGAAACAGCCCAGCCCUACCCCUACCCCCAGUACCCCUACCGGAGCCACCUGCCUGGACAGAUCCAGGAGUGUGUCCUCACCUUCCUGUCUGCGGUCUCUGUUCAGUAUAGCAAAAGGUGUGGAGUCGUCUGGCCUGCCCGGUACAUCUCAGCAACACUUUGUCAGGAGUUCGGCGUGCCCUUUUAACAAGGGGAUCUCUCAGGGUGACCUUAAAACUGACUACACCCCUUUCACGGGGAAUUAUGGACAGCCCCACGUGGGCCAGAAGGAUGUGUCCAACUUCACAAUGGGGUCGCCGCUCAGGGGGCCUGGGACAGAGGCUCUCUGCAAACAGGAGGGAGAGCUGGACCGGAGGAGUGUCAUCUUCUCCUCGAGCACGUGUGACCAAGUGAGCGCUCCAGUGCAUUUGUAUUCUGGGGUGAGCAAUUUGGACAAAGACCUCUCCGAGCCGGUGCCAAAAAGUCUAUGGGUAGGAACUGGCCAGUCCCUCCCCAGCUCACAGGCCUACUCCCACAGCGGACUGAUGGCUGACCACUUGCCAGGCAGGAUACGGCCCAACACCAGCUGCCCGGUGCCAAUCAAAGUCUGUCCUCGCUCACCUCCACUAGAGACCAGAACCAGGACCUCCAGCUCCUGCUCCUCCUAUUCCUAUGCAGAGGAUGGGAGCGGGGGCUCCCCCUGCAGCCUCCCUCUCUGUGAGUUCUCCUCCUCACCCUGUUCCCAGGGAGCCAGAUUCCUUGCCACAGAACAUCAGGAACCGGGCCUGAUGGGAGAUGGCAUGUACAACCAAGUCCGACCCCAAAUUAAAUGUGAGCAGUCUUACGGAACCAAUUCCAGUGACGAAUCUGGAUCAUUCUCAGAAGCAGACAGUGAGUCGUGUCCUGUGCAGGACAGGGGCCAGGAGGUUAAACUUCCUUUUCCUGUAGAUCAGAUCACAGAUCUUCCCAGGAAUGACUUCCAGAUGAUGAUUAAGAUGCACAAGCUGACCUCAGAACAGUUGGAGUUCAUUCACGACAUCCGGAGGCGCAGCAAGAACCGCAUUGCCGCCCAGCGCUGUCGCAAGAGGAAGCUGGACUGCAUUCAGAAUUUAGAGUGUGAGAUUCGAAAGCUGGUGUGUGAAAAAGAGAAGCUGUUGUCAGAAAGGAACCAGCUGAAAGCGUGCAUGGGGGAGCUUCUGGACAACUUCUCCUGCCUGUCACAGGAGGUCUGCCGAGACAUCCAGAGCCCAGAGCAGAUCCAGGCCCUGCACCGAUACUGCCCUGUCCUCGUACCCAUGGAUCUCCCCGGAGCCAGUGUUAACCCCCCUCCUUUGGCGGUCGAGCAGAGCCUUGCACCCUCCCAGUGUGCAGUAGGAGGCAACGUACCCUGCUGCCUGGAGCCAGGGGCAACUGCACCUGGGCUCCCCUGGGUGCCCAGCAACACCUCUGAGAAUUGUACCUCUGGGAGGAGAUUGGAAGGCACUGACCCUGGGACCUUCUCGGAAAGAGGACCUCCUCUAGAAGCCAGGAGCCAGUCCGUGACCGUGGACUUCUGCCAGGAAAUGACUGAGAAGUGUACAACAGACGAACAGCCCAGGAAAGAUUACGCCUAGCCGGUACCGUCAGCCCAGUCCUCACACCUCUCCGGUCAGGCGUUCCUCUGCCAGCCAGUGGCGCUGUUCAUCUGUGUCUUGAAGGACCAAGAGCGAAUCUGGUGCACACUACAGCAGUCUUAGCAAUACUGUUCCGAAGUAUUCCCUCCUCUCCGUAAGCAGGAGUGCCGGUUACCUUCACAAUGGUGCUACCCCUUGCUCCGGCAAGGAAGACAGCAGUGCGGACACUGCCUGUCUGUGGGUUCAUUGCAGACUUCACAGGGAUAGACUACACCUCUAAGACCCAACCACGGAUUUUUUUUCUCAGUGGCCCAUGUCACAAACCCUAUCUCAGGAAUUUCUUCUGAAUGUUCAAUUUUUUUCAUUGAAGACAGCUUCUAUACACAUCAAAGUUUUAUAGCUAUACUGUACAUAUUAUAUAUAAUAUAUAUGAAAUAUAUAUCCAUAUGCAAAAGUCCUGCAUGCCUCAAUUUUCUCAUCCUAAAACUGGAAACUUCGUUUAUCAUUUACAAAAAACAGGUUCCAACAUUCCUCUUUUGUCUCUGACGCCAGAACUGGUUUUGUAACGGUCAACACGGUCAUUUUUCUUGCUUCACAGUUCAGUUUCAAUCUGUACUUAUUUACAGACAAAAUUCAAUGUUGGAAGCUUUUUCUCAAGGUUUAAUCUCAGACCUUUUACUUUUGUGGGUUUGGUUCCGACACCACCGAAUGGUGUCUCGUGAGCAUCGUGGGUCUGUUCUUUUCUCCUUGUGUUCUCUCUUGUUGUUACAGAUACUGUACAGCAAUGGCCAACUUUGCCACUUGCACUGAGUUUUGAGUCAAACCUAUUUUCUUAAAUGAAGUUGUAGCUUCAGUCUAACUCAAGUAUAUUGUAUAUUCUUUGCUUUUAGUUAAAAAGUAAAACGUUUUAGCUAAUUUAAAAAGCUCUCAGGUGAUAAUUAUGUAGGAAAAAAACAAUCUUGCCAAAUAAUGAACCCAUCCUAGGAUGUGUAGACAUCAAUCUGCUUGACUAUUUUUGUAGCUCACUUACUCCCCGCCUUCCCUAAGUAAAAAAAAGCUGAAGUGCAGAGAAAUCAGCGCUGACACUGGAUGUUCAGUUCCUACGUGGGGAGAGAAUGUGGAUGGCUCACUGGACUGAUAUCAAAAGAACAGGAUCCUGUGGCGUGGGAGAAUCCACAGGCAGAGGUGACGAGAAAGCCAAGGGAGACCCGCUUCCUUACCCAGGGAGGAAUCCCGUUCGUGUCGGCAUUUUGUUCUGGCCUCCACAUGCGUGUGUGCUCAGAAAUGUCCCCUUCUCUGAGGGGCACAGCUAACCAGCCAGCCUCCCUGCUUUCCUGCCCAGACCUGAGGGUAUUUGAAUCAUAGCCUCGGCCCCCUGAGUUAACUGAGCUCAGCAAGAGUAGGAAAGAACACGGCAGCAUCGAGCCUGAGAUCCACGCGGGCAGAGGCUAAGGCGCCCUUUUCCUUUUGUUCUUCGAAUGCUCCCUGUACCAUGAGGGUUUUGUCUCCCCCCACAGCCCGUCCCCUGUCUGAAAGUCCGCUUCAUUCAAGGCAUUGAACAGACACCCCUAGGAGCCCUCUGCCCACCUCCAAAACCCUCUCCUCCACACACACCUUUUCCUCCCCCAGAUAACAGUCUGCUUCCCUUGCUAAAAAUUAGUUGGCUUGCAAACCUAGAGAGCAGCUUCCUUGGCACUAAGGUAUCCUGGCCCAAGCCAUGUUUAUGGAAUGCGUGCUCCAAGGAGGCGUCAGCUCCCUCCUCCCAGUGGUCUCUUUCUUCUCUCGCUCCGUAGCCUGGAGACCGCUCCAGCUGUGCGAAGUUGUCCAGAAAACUGAUGUUGGGAUAGGGGUAGAGGGUCGUAGGGGGUAGACAGUUGGUUGACUUUGUUUCCUCAUCUGUGCCAUUGUUCUUGGACAAUAUUAAAGCUGCAUGCGAAAGGGAAAGUUGGUGUAUGGCUAGUAGGCAAAGGUAAAACCCUAGCAACAUAUGUUCUAGUAUUUUUAGCUUCUUUCUGUACCAGUAGUAGUGCUAAAUGUUUAGAUAUGUACGAAUGCCAGAAGUUGUUGGUUCAUGCAGUAGAAUUUAAGGAGGAAAUGACUGCUUUUAAAAUAGGUCCAUUUUGAAAACCUGCCUCUGAGUUUCGAGUGUGUGUGUGUGUGUGUGUGUGUGUGUACAGAUUUUCAUACAGCUGGGCUGGAACUGCCAUCCUCAUUACACCGUUGGCAUUUCUUGGUCUAGUCCAACGGUUCCCUACUUCACCAGGAGGCCGGCCUUGGUGAAAAGCUGGUAAAGCUGGCAUUUAACCUAAUGUGAAUCACGUGAUGCCCACAGCUGCCUAUGACCAUGCAGGAGUCAGCAGACAGUAUUUUUUUUUUUCUCUUAACUCUCUGAUUGCCUUUUGAAGUGACCUCUUCUAAAGAUAAACGCAAAGGCUUGUUUUCUGCUCGGGCCAUCAGCAGCGCAGAACAGCCUCUCAGCUUGUUUUGUGCUAUCCCAGCUCCUGUGCCACAUUCCACAGUUUACCCCAAGUUUCUGUGUCACCAGUAGCUCAGCCCUGUGUGGUGGUUGUUCCUAGGGUGGAGGCUGGGGGUCAGGUCUCCUGAUUUCUCUCUGCCCUAACCCAGCUCUCUUCUCCUUCUCCGUCAUUUUUUCCCUUCUUCUUCCACCCAAUCUCUGCCAUGGGAACUAGUUUUUAAAACGGCUAUUACGUUGGUAUUUUUAACAAAUGAUCUCAUUCAGUACCCACCAGGAAUGGCAGCUGACUGUGUGUAAUUGCUCAUGGGACAUAUCUGUCCGUUACUGUUCCAAACCAUUGCUUAUCAAAAUUGUACCUGGGUUGACUCAAAGGGAAGGCUCACUGGGGACCAGAAUCUAAAUUCUUCAAGUAGAAUUCAGAAACCCCCAAUCUGUCCUUCCCUGGGAUCCCUCAGUCAGUCUUGUUCUCUCUAUAGAAAAGAGAAGGGACAAGAACAGAGGAGAGUGUUUGCAUAUUAAGGGGACAUUUAGUUGCAUGUUUGUAGGUCUUUUCUUUCAAAGACAUAGGACACUCCAAUCACAGGCUGUAUAGGAGGGUCACAGUGACAGCCUGGUUGGGUUUCCCUGAGGCUGAGGGGUGAAUGUGAAGGUCCAGGGCUGGCACAGGUGACGCUAAGACUGACAGAAUCCUUCCCAGAUGCAGCCCUUCCUUGGAGCAGCCUUUGUCCCUGUCAGGUUGCCCAGGCUGUAGGCAGGUGUGUGCUUUGCCGUGUGUGUUUGUUUCUCUGCGUUAUCUGGGGGUGCCUUGAAUAAGGUCGAAACUUCAUGACUUCCUGAUUCUGGAACAAAGCAGUUAUAAAAAAAAAUUCUUUUAAAAGUUGGCGAAGUUACUAGGCCAUCCUGCUACUUCUCUCCCAGGUUCCCUAACAAUGACUCAGGCGUCAGGGGUGAUGCUGCAGUAGAAAAACGUUAUUUUUUAUGUCAUACAAGUAAUUUAUUUGCUAUCUCUCUCAAGGUAUGCUGCUUCUUAACAUGCACUAUAAUUCUGGAUGUAAUCCUUUUCCCAACAAAGGUUUAAGAUGGCUAGUGACUAGUGUACUAACUGCCCCUUCUCCUGGAAGGAGCUCCAGGGCGUGGAGGACUGGCUGAAGCCUCCACUUGUGCUCUAAUAGCUUAGGGUUUGCCACUAAAGAAGAAAAGAUGAAGCAUACAAAGGUUUGAAAGUAUAAACCUUUUCAGAAAUUGCCCAGUCUUGCCCCAGGGGCUGCUCUGCAGCCAAUGGAAUCACAGAGUCCUCCCAAAUGAGUCAGUCUGUAAAGCUUCAAGUCUGUCCUUGAUUGCAUAUUUCUGGUGGCCCACUUAAACCAGGAGCUGUUGAUCGAUGACUCCAAACUGCUCCGCUGUUGCCGACAAUGGAGGGGGACUCUCAGAUCUAGACGAGAGCAAGAAUCAAGGUUUCUCCUCAGACCUCUCUCUCUCCCUCCUCAACACCCCCACCACACACACACACACACACACACACACACACACACACACACACACAGAGCAGACUAAAGUAAAGGAUUAUUUUGAAAGAAUAAAGCUCUUUGUUGUAUCAUGAGUUUGUAUUUACUUGAGGAUUUUGUUGCAGAUUCCAUUUCUGGUGAGUCAGUCCGCAAAUGCCUUGUAGGGUUGGUAUUCAUAAAGGAAGUCUGUGCAUGGAGUUAUUUUGUGUUCAAAAUGUAUAAUACUGCCCGAGCCAUCUCAUGACCCAAGUGUCAAAGACUGAUGCUGUAGCAUAGGAUAUAUUUGUGCAUAAAUAGUGUGUGCAAAUAGUACUUGUACAUUGAAGAGACUUGUCGUAGCAGAUCAAAGGUAAAUUAUUCAACUGAUGGUGCAAAAACAUUACUUGCAAAGUAAUUGUAUAGUAUUUUCCUACACUCCACCCUGGGAGAUCAUAUUUAUAACAAGUGAAUUAUUAGUGCAUUUUAAUUGUAAUAUGAAAUGAUGCUGCCAUUUUGUGAAGAAUACCCACUUGGUUGCAGAGGCCAACUUUUAUAGCUUUGGUUUGAUGUCGUGGCAUGGUGUAUGCAUUUCUCUAUCAAGCGAUGGAUAAACUCUUGGCUUUCAUUUUCAUUCCAGUUUAUUGACCUCAGAUAAAACAAUGGCUAUUCAUGGAAGUGUAUCAAGACCACUCGUUUCAGGUAGACUCACACUCAGUGCCAAACGCUCCCGUGGGAAUAAUCAAACAUAUAUCAGGAAAAAGUGAAGGGACUUGGACAAAAAUGGGUUUUCCUACAGAUGGGUGCUAAAUCUUCUACCAAACAUGUCUCUGGGGGCAAAGAGUUGGCCUCCCCUUGGGUCCUGACCAUGUAUUUUGGCUGUGGCAAUGCUGGGAUGCCCAUUCACACUCUGACACAAGAGCCUGGCACUUGUAAUUAAUUUAUCAGGAAGAUUGCAGAUGCAUUUGGGAGCUUCGGGUACUCAUUAGACACGGUGAGCCAUUCAAGGCAAGAGGGCCUGUGGGAAUUUGUUCCAGAACCAGUCUGAUGCAAGUGCACCUCUGAUAUAUGCCUUACGAACUCCAGAGGCCAUAUGCAAAACAGGGUCUUCUCAGUGUAUGCAAGGGGCUGCAGCCCCUCCUCUCCUCCUCCCCAGCUCAAACAAUACGGACAGUUUUCACACAUAUCUACCUGUAUAACCCUCCGUACCUCUCAUAACUGGUCAACGACUGUAACAGGUUACAUCAGGUGUUUUUCUACAUAACUUUUUACACAGAUUCUAUGCGAUUAAUGUAACUUAAUUCAACGCAUCAUUUUAUUGUACAAGUUCUUACGCUUGGCCUUAUUUUUUCCUAAGUGAUUGUGGUUUUUCUUGUGGUUUUUCUUGUAAAGAUAUUGAGAUGGCUGUUGAUGCUUAUUCUCUGUAACUAAGAAUUUUUACCUUUUUGGGGAAAAGCAUUGCUAUGGAUUAAUGAAUUGAGACUUCAUUUACUCGUUGUAAAUACACACUAUUGUGCAAAAAAAAAUCACUCAGUUGAAUUGCUAGUGUUAACUGAAUUUUGUCUAGACGCCAUUUCUGUUGAUGAAAUAAAGACAUAUCAUUCUGCAUUGUAAAA